This is a messenger RNA of Zonotrichia leucophrys gambelii, 894 nucleotides long. Its product is annotated as erythroblast NAD(P)(+)--arginine ADP-ribosyltransferase-like. The transcript is spliced from 3 exons. NCBI's taxonomy places the organism in Eukaryota, Metazoa, Chordata, Aves, Passeriformes, Passerellidae. The coding region runs from base 1 to 894 and encodes 297 amino acids. The record is from RefSeq and is a predicted model, not a curated record. Gene Ontology annotation, molecular function: NAD+-protein-arginine ADP-ribosyltransferase activity; NAD+ poly-ADP-ribosyltransferase activity.
AUGAGGGGGGACGCGGGAUGUUUCCCAGCCUGGUCCCUGUGGCCUCUCCUCUUCAUGGCCCCUCUGGCUCAGACCCUGGCGCUGCUGGCAAUGGCCAUGGCCACCACGGCUGUCGAUGUGUACCCUCUGGACAUGGCCCCAGACUCCUUUGAUGACCAGUACCAGGGCUGUGUCCCUGCCAUGAAGGCGGCAUUGCCGGCCCUCAAUGGCUCCGAGUUUGAGCAGAAUGAGAACUUUGCCGAGGUUUGGGUAAAGGCUGCAGCCAAGUGGCAGAGUCGGGGCACCCCUGUGUCCCCUCUAUCCCCAGAGCAGGCCAUCGCUAUCAUGGCCUUUGCAUAUGGUCUGUCCGGUGUGUUCACUGAGGCCGUGCUUGUGGCUGGGCGCUCCAGCCAGGAAUACCGGGACAACUUCCACUUUAAAACACUGCAUUUCCUGCUGACCGAUGCCCUGGCCACACUGAGGGACGCUCAGAAAGGGCAGUGUCGGGACGCAUUCCUGAAGGUGUGUGACAUCCGGUUUGAGGCACAGCGUGGUGACACCAUCCGGUUUGGUGUAUUCAUGCCGGUGUUCCCGAGCAAGCCAAUUGUCAAGUGCUCCAAUUUCACAAUGCUAGAGGUGCACACGUGCCGUGGUGUGAAAAUCCAGCUGCAUGCCAAACGACCAGAACUUAAAAUCGUGCUGAUCCCACCCUUUGAGACCUUCAAUGUCACCCAAAUCACCCAGGAAGGAAACAAGACACAGAUCCAGCUCCUCUCCACUGGGACCUUCAGCGAAUUCAACUGCGAAUGGCUGCGAGGUGACAUUGCAGGUGGGAGUGUCCCCAGUGCCCCCUUCCAUGUUGGAAGUCUCCUUCUGGCCACCACAGCCCUGGCAGUGGCCACUGGAAUCCUCUGA